Molecule: messenger RNA, 408 nt
Organism: Oenanthe melanoleuca
Lineage: Eukaryota; Metazoa; Chordata; Aves; Passeriformes; Muscicapidae
Gene: C5H11orf91
Product: chromosome 5 C11orf91 homolog
Exons: 2
Coding region: 1-408 (135 amino acids)
Source: RefSeq, a predicted model, not a curated record
AUGACCGUGCAGCGCCCGUCCUGGCCGCCGCUCUACUUCCCGCACUUCCACGGCUCCGAGCCCGUGCCGCGGGCGGCCGGCGGGGCCUGGGCGCCGCUGGCCGCGCUGUGCUGGCCGUGGCAGCCGCUGCCCGCCCGCUACGCCGCGCUGCCCGCCGCCGUGGUGCCGGAGCCGCCGCGCCUCUGCUGCCCGCCGGGAGCGCCGCGGCUCGGGGAGCUGGCGCGGCGGCCCCCGGAGCUGGCCCAGCUGCAGCUGCAGGAGGAGAUGUGCGAGCUGGGCAUCCGCCUCAAGGAGCUGGAGCUGGCGGCGCUCAUCGGCGACGGCUUCGACGCCAGGCAGUAUAAAAUUCUGAAGGCACUGGAAGAAAAGAAGAUACAGAGCAUGAAAGCAAUGCAGAACCUGAAGUAA